AUGAGCGACCCUGCACACUGUGUACGCGAUCUCAUGCAAUUUGUGAAGAGGUUCCUCGGGCUGAAACGUGGGACCAAGUCAAACAACGCAACAUCGCUGAGUGGCGCCGCCGCGCCAGGAGUAACGCAUACAAGCUUGACAGAAGAGCCUCAUUCGGCAACAAGUGAUCUUUGCCCCUCGGAAGGGAUUUCCUUACCUAGGGGGCAGUACAGAGAAACAGGUCCACCGGAUGAGGAACCGGAAAUCAUUCAAGAUAGGCCCUCGACAUACGGACUAGUCGAUCGAGAACAGCUCUUACAUACCUACGACGAGUCACCAGCGGCCUCUUUGAGUGAGGCAGACGCAAUUCCCGAUGGCACGCCGGGCAAAGUGAGAUCUCUGCCUGCUAAUGCUGAAGGGUCUGAACGAGUAUCAAUCCUGAUAGGGUGCGAUCUGCCGCCGCCAGCGGUGACCUGGAUGCUAUUCGACGUCUUUAUCGACUCGGUUCACUGGUUCAUGAUGAUUUUUCACGAGCCUUCACUCAGAGCCGACUUGGAGAAGGUCCUGCGGACUGGCCGAGCCAAGGCCUGUCAGAAAUCGAUGUUAUACUUGAUCAUAGCAGUCCUGGCUAUCGGAGCGAGAUACGCUGAGAGGAAAGACGUGCAUGCCAACGAAACCGACGCCGACACCGACGCCGACCUGUCGGACUUACAGUCGCGAUUCUUGAAAGUUUUCGAUGACAGGCUCAUGGAUCUAAUGGAUCAGACAGACAUUGGCAUGGUGCAGACGUGCAUUCUUCUGAGCUCGCUCUACUAUUAUCAUCGCCAACCGAGGCGGAGUUUUAUGAUCAGCGGUGCAGCCACCAAGGGUGCGCAAGCCAUGCGUCUCCACAAAGAGUCCGCCUGGGGGGAUCUAGAUCCAAUCGAGAGGGAGGUGAGGCGACGGGUGUGGUGGGCAUUGUUCGUCAGUGAAGGAUUCACGGCGAUGACUUUCGGGAGCACUUGCAACCUGCAAGAUGGAGACUGUCAGGUCAAGAUGCCGGGGAAUAUUGACGACAAUUGUGCCACGUGCCCCGGGUUCGACUCGGUCGAGCUCCUUGAGGACGGGACUCAUGAGCGAGUCACGACGUUCACAUACCAGCGACUCAAGUUCAAGCUCUACCGCAUCGCAUCACCUAUCACCCGAGACCUAUACUCCAAAGGAAACUCAUCGACACGAGAGAUUGUCGAUCGGGUACAAGAGAUCAACCGAUCUUUACUCAUCUGGAAACAAGAUGUUCCGCCUGAAAUGCAACCCAGCUCGUUCUCUGGUCUGGCCGAUGAGACGAGGAAGAACCCCGUCCUCAAACUCUUCCACCUCCAAGCUCUUUCGCUGCAGAUCUCCUACAACAAUAUUCAACUCAUUUUACACCGUCCGCUUGUAGCCUUUCCUGGAAUCAUCAGCACACGUCAUUUCCCCACGCGAGGGCGUCGUCAGUCAGCUCCUGCCCACAACCAUGAAGACGACCAGCACUGUUCAUUAGGUCAAUACUCUACCCUUGUCGAGAACAGCAGGGCUCAAUGCUGGGAGUCAGCACUGAGAAUCUGCCACGAGUACCUCGAGAUCCUGAGGCUGACUCGAAACACGCAUGCGGUUGCCUAUGCUGGGAUUCAAGCUUUCACGGCGGGUGUGAUGCUGGCCAUUUUUGCUCUCUCUCAGCCAUUCUCGGCCCAGGUUCAGGAAGCUAAGCGCUGGGUUGGGAGGCUCAUCAAAAGACCAAGGCAGCUCGGCAACCGGACAGCGAUAUCGGAUCAAAGUGGCCACAUAUUGGAAAAGCUUCUGCGGCUGAUCCUCGCGCAAGAAAUAAAGAUGCUAACCGAUGAUAAGGAGAUGGAUGAUGACGCUUCACAUUUCGCGCAGACAAGACGAGAAUCCGUAUCAGCCCCUUCCCACACCCUCGAUUCACAAUUGAUUGGGGCGUCCGACUAUGGCCCAGUGAGUAGGACCACCGAUGGAGGCAGCUUUGGACUCUCCCAGCAGGCUAGCCACUGCGGCACCGAGAAUGUCACAGCCGCAGGAGAUGGAUUGUGGAAUAUGCAGCAGGCCCUGGAUGGAAACUUUGAUGAUUCGCUAGAUUCUCUACAGCACGGUCCGAACUCCCCUUUUCCUUCUCCGAUCAAGGUGCUUCGAUUCCCGGCUGACAAUUUAUUGCCACUAGCCUGUGAAUCUCCGGGACAAGAUAAUGCACAACAGGCAGAACGCCAGGAUCAAUUUCAGAUUGAUAACACGGCCGUCUUUCUCCCCUUUUUGCCCACAUUCGAUCCUUUUUCUAGCAGCAACAACAUCUUCGGCACGCUUGAAGACGCCGGUCUGGUCUGGUUUGGAGAAAAUUUCUCUCAACUCAGCUGA
Fonsecaea multimorphosa CBS 102226 is the source of this 2367-nucleotide messenger RNA. RefSeq lists its product as uncharacterized. The transcript has 4 exons. Gene Ontology annotation, biological process: DNA-templated transcription. Gene Ontology annotation, molecular function: DNA binding; zinc ion binding. The record is from RefSeq and is a predicted model, not a curated record. The coding region runs from base 1 to 2367 and encodes 788 amino acids. Lineage: Eukaryota; Fungi; Ascomycota; Eurotiomycetes; Chaetothyriales; Herpotrichiellaceae.